This is a messenger RNA of Melanotaenia boesemani (Boeseman's rainbowfish), 4220 nucleotides long. RefSeq names its product Ras and Rab interactor 1b (gene rin1b). Gene Ontology annotation, molecular function: small GTPase binding; guanyl-nucleotide exchange factor activity. The transcript is spliced from 12 exons. Gene Ontology annotation, biological process: vesicle-mediated transport. Bases 247 to 2616 code for a protein of 789 amino acids. Gene Ontology annotation, cellular component: cytosol; endocytic vesicle. The record is from RefSeq and is a predicted model, not a curated record. Lineage: Eukaryota; Metazoa; Chordata; Actinopteri; Atheriniformes; Melanotaeniidae.
ACACAUAUACGGUGUCUCUGCUGUGACUGAGUAUCAGUUCAGAUGCUCAGAUAGAAUUAAAAAUGCGCUCCUCCGCCUUGUCGCCUCUGUUGUGCGCAUUUUCUUGACAAGCCCGUGUUCCUGCAGAAUGGUGCUCGAACUCAGAGGCUCAGCAGCAGCGUUUCCAGACUUCACCGUUAAACUCUGUCGGAAGCCUAAUUAAACAGCAGAGCACGCGCAGCACCUGUUCCCACCUUAAGGAACGAGAUGCAGGCGGUGGGCAAUACCCAGCGGGGCUCUCAGCGGGCCUUCAGUGUCCUGGACCGUCUGUUGCUCACGCAUCCCGUGUGGCUGCAGCUGUCGCUCAGCCAAGACUCUGCCCUCUACAUCCUGCUCAGAGAGCCUGUCGGGACUUUUUUAGUGCGCAAAUGCAGCUCCAGCCAAAGGAAGAUUUUGUGUUUGAGGGUGACAGCAGACAGAAGCACUUCCUCUGUUAAGGAGUGCUUCAUCUGUGAGGAAGACUCCACAUUCGCCUUGGAGAGCUCAGCGCUCAGUUUCCCCGACUUGUGUCGCCUGGUGGCCUUCUACUGUAUCAGCAGGGAUGUGUUGCCAUUUCCUCUGCAACUACCAGACGCCAUCGCUGAAGCUACAACACACAGGCAGCUGGAGGCCAUCUCACACAUGGGACAAGACUUCUGGAGUUCACCAAGUGCUUCAGACAUCCAGAAUGGACCAGUGGGGUGUGUUGCAUCAACCAGCGGCAGUCAGACCCAGACAGGGAUGAAUCAAGACCGAUGUUCUCUGCUGACCCGUGGAAGACAAGGCAAAGUCUGCUUCAUCAACCCACUGUUUCUUCAACUGGAGGUCAGCAAGCAGCCACAACACACAAACCACAGCGCCUCCAAUAAAAGGCAUCGCUUCAAGCGCAGCAUGCGGCUCCGGCUGUCCGAGUCCUCCAUGAAUUUGUCCCUGGAAGGGGUUGGCUCCUUCUCACCGCCCCCAUCAGUGGAGCAACCUGGAGUAUCAGAAGGGCUACACAAGGCCAACACCAACCCACAGAGGAGAGUUCAUGCAGGAGCCGGCGUCUUGAGGCGAACGCCAGCUGUAUCACCUGGGUCUGCAGAGGAAGACGACAUGAUGCCUGUCUAUGUGUCUCAAACAACUGCACCAGUGGAGGAGCCACCAAAAGCCCAGCAGGAGCCAUGUAUUGAAGUGGCCCUUUUAGCCCUGGAGCACCGUCCGGCUCCGUCUUUGGCUGAACUCGACAGCAGCAGCUCUUUCAGCAGCAUGGAUGAGGACAAUGACUCAGAUUCAGAUUCAGAAAUCAUGCCCCAAAUCCAAGCACACACCUACCAGAGACCGCCCCUGGUCCGCUCUCGAGGCCGUGGGGGGCUACACCGUAUGAGCGAGGCAUUCGUGUGUUUCUUUGCUCCAGACAAACGUCUGACUCGACUGGUGGAGGAGCUUUCCAGAGACAGACGCUCAAUCUUUGGAGGCAUGGUUCAGGACUUUCUCCUGGAGCAGAGAGAGGUGCUCAAAUCACUGACCUCUGCUUCAUCAUCAUCCUCUUCCUCAUCACGUGUGACCACCGUGCAGCUUCUGCAGGGUCUGCGUCUCUUUCUGUCACAGCUAAAGUGCUGCUUGCUGGACAGUGGAGAGCUGGAGCCUCCCAUCGAAACCUUGGUGCCUGAGAGUGAGAAAGACCUGGCACUGGAGCGAGCCAUGUUCUCCUGCGUGCUCAGGCCUUUGAAGUCCCAGCUUGAGAAAGCCCUCAUGGCUUUGCACAGCCAGGACGGCUCCACCCAUCUUCUCACUCAGAAUUUGCUACGUCUGAAAGGAGACUCUGCCAUGGAGAGACUCGGCGUGAGGACUGGGGUCCCAGAUAGCCGCGAGGUGGAGAGGGUGAAGCAGAAGCUGAUCUUGAUGCAGCGGACACACUCACCCAUCGAUAAGGUGCUGCUGCUGCUGCAGGUGUGCAAGUGUGUCCAAAAAGCCAUGGGGUGCUUACAUGGACAGGAAGUGAGCUGGGACGACUUCCUGCCGUCACUGUCUUAUGUGAUUGCAGAGUGUAACAGGCCUCACAUCUUGAUAGAGGUGGAGUAUAUGAUGGAGCUGCUGGAGCCCUCCUGGCUCUGUGGAGAGGGUGGGUACUACCUGACCAGUGUGUAUGCCAGCCUAUGUCUUAUCCAGAACCUGGAGCAGGAACAGCCAUUCUCAGACUGCCUGACACCACAGGUCCAGGAGGCGCUGAAGGAGUGGAGCUGCAGAAGAAGUCGAGAGGCCAAGAAACAAAAGGAGAAUCAGCAGAGCCAAAGGUGCGUUCGGAUACUGUUCCAGGACGGGGAGCGGAGCGCCGUGCGGACGUUGCAGUGGAGAGCCGGAGAAACGAGCCAAGCCCUGGCACAGCUUUGUGCUGCCACCUUUGGAGUGUCUGACCCACAGCAAUACACCCUGUACUGGCGAAGCGGCGGUGAGAUGAGGGCCCUGCCGCCUCAGGCCCAGCCCCAGGACCUCGCCAGUCACAGCGAGGGGGGCCCCUCGCUCUCCUACCUGAGGACCGACCACGACUUCAGCAAGAUGCGGCGGCUCACCAGAGGUGGCGCCGUGGACCUGAGCGAGUCGGUGUGUGAGGAGUGAGUGGGAGGCACUGGAGGGAGGAGGGAGGUGGAGGAGGAUAAGGAAAUGGAUGCCUGGUCUUUUUCUCUGUCUCUUUUUCUCUCUCUCUCUGUCUCUUUUUCUCCGGCAUUGUGUUGUGUGACGUUAAGGAUCAGGACUUGUUUUGAAAGACUACAGCCCUUCUCCAGACUAUAAGCUGACCUUAAACGGUAAACUCUGCCCUAAAUGGACCAACAUGCAGAGCAGAGCAGGACCAACAAAGGGACUGUUGCCAAAAGUUGUACCACUCAGUGUGGCUGCUAGUGUAAAGGAGUGUAUUAUUUGUGACAUGGAAAUGUGUAAUAAAUGGACUUGACUGCUAUUUGAAACAUGAACCCAGAGUUAUACCAUGAAGGGAUUACAUCAUUUUAAACGUAAGGAGGCUCAAAUCCAAAGACAAAUUCUGUGAGACUACUGUUGCCUGGAAACAAAAUCAUUUUCUGCAUGCACAUAGGAAGGCAAACUGUCCACCAUGGUGAUGUAACCCUUUCAUAGUGUAGUUCUGGGCUAAAUCUAAAGAACUGUCGAAUGUGUUUUUUUGGGGUUUUUUUUUCUUCAUUUUAUGUGUAAAAGUUUGCAGAUGUUUGGAUGGAACUUUAUAAGUUUUAAAAGUGGGGGGACGAGCCCUUCUGUGCCCCCCUGGAGUACAGCUGGAGAAAAAGUUGACAUGUUAUAGCCAAGACCAAAUCUCAAUACCAAAGUGAUGGAAAACAGAUAAAGAAAGUCCAUUUGCUUCAAAAGGAGUCUAGUUCUGAAGCUUGAGGGAAGCUUUAAAUCUGCUGUUUAUGUUAAGAAUCACCCACAGAAGCAGAUUUAUUUUUACUUUGUGGAGAAAAGGUAAAAAAAACGCUCCUCCUUUCCCUUAAGUGGUUUUGGCAGGUGGAGUAAUGGGUGUGUAGGAGGGAAGUGAUAAAAGAGCAUCGGCUCUUAUUUUUCAAUCGUGUGAGGGGGAACAAAAGCACAUCCCAUCAUCGCUCCCGAACAACCAGCCACAGAUAUAUUGACUGACUUGCGAAUGUAUUAAAACCUUUUUUUUCCUCGUCAGAGUUGAAUCCUUUCAGAACUGCAUUCAUUCCCCGUUUUCAAUCCACUGCUUUUCAGUUCUGUUGUUUCUCUUGGCCACACUGUAAGAUGACAUUGUGUUUUAAGAGGACAGUCUGACCAGUAAACCAGGACCUCACCGUGGCUGGUAGAAUGUAAAUGUCCACGUCGUCAGGUUCUGGUGACUCCUGCUGCAAGUCACCACUACCAGCUGAGUGUUCAUUAUCAGAUAUCAUAAUGUGUAUUUUAAAACUAACUUUUAAUUGUUGAAUUUGUUGGGUAGAUAUCAAAAGUAAGUAUGAAUUUUCAAGACAUCUGGAGUUUUUAAUCCGCUGAGGAGGUUGGUUUCUAGAACUAUAAUGUGUUUUGACAUUAUUGCAUGCUUUUUCAUUUAACGUGAAGGUUCUGCGGAUGUGGUGUGUGCGUACGCGUGAAGCAUGUGUUCACUGUGAGAGCUCACUAUUUCUUUUUUUGUGUAAAAACACAUGACUGUAUUUUGUCAGGUAACUCAGUAUCGCAAUAAAAAUUGCAAUAUCUGUUCUGCA